This is a messenger RNA of Dichotomopilus funicola, 3741 nucleotides long. RefSeq lists its product as uncharacterized. Bases 1 to 3741 code for a protein of 1246 amino acids. The transcript is spliced from 2 exons. The record is from RefSeq and is a predicted model, not a curated record. NCBI's taxonomy places the organism in Eukaryota, Fungi, Ascomycota, Sordariomycetes, Sordariales, Chaetomiaceae.
AUGGAUGGGGCCUCGGCCGGCAGUGACGGCCGCCCCCAACAACCCGCUGCUGCCGCGCUCGCAUCAAAGAAUGAAACCUCGGCCGCUGCGACACCAAAACCGGAGCCGAAAGCUGCCGCCGCGGACAUGACGAUUGAGUACGAUGAUUUCGGUUUGCCGAUAAGGAAAUACGUGGCGCCCACGGGGGGCAAGACGGCUGCUGCUGACAGCACUGCUGCUGUUGCUACUUCAACGGCUGCGGGUUCUGUUGCUGGUGGCCAAAUAAAGAAGCCGGCGGCAGCAGCAGAUAAGAAAAAAGAAACGACGGGCACUGCCGAGGGGACAGCGACCAGCGGGACACCGGGCAACACCAAGACAAAAGCGAAAUCGGACAAGGACCAAAAACCGAAACACUCCGUCUCACCCAGUAGCAGCAACACAGCAGACGUUGUUGCUGCUGCUGCUUCGAACACCACGCCCAACACACAAUUGGGAGAUCAGAAACAACAACCUGCAAAUGCGAGUUCCGGCGAGCCUAGCCCACUCCGAGACCAGGCUGUGGCCGAAGCCGAAAAGACCGAACCCGUGGCAACAGAGCAGAAACAAGAUGGGAGCAACAGCAAGAGGGCGAGCGCGAUUGGGAUGUCCGAGUUUUCCCACCAGCAGCUCACGACAAAGCAGCCGGAACAGAAGGCAGAGGAGGAGGACGAAUGGCAGACCAUGCCGGCGUACGCGCCGUACGACAUGUACGACGACGACAACAAGCUGAUCGCCAAGGAGUACGUCGAGGCGGACGACGACGAGACGUAUGGGUACGCGGGGCUCGGUGGGGCUGGGAAAGGGUACACCAAAGUGCUGCUGGAUGACGACGCCGAGUCGGCGACUAGCAUGGACGAACACACGCAGUAUCUGUUCAAGGACGGCGGCGGGGGCACGAGCACAGGCGUGACGGACGACGAUGACGCGCAACGGGACGCGGUCAGCCAGCUGCAGGCCACGAAAGAGCUGCUGACAGAGGGCCAGCGGGUGGCGUACGUCGGCCUAACGAGACUGGAGCUGUCGUCGAUGCUGAAGGACGCCGAGGGGUUGGUGAGGGGGUCGUCCAGGACCAAGAAGCAGAUGUCGGUGGCGGCCGAGAGCAUGAAGAUGUGGAGCCAGAAGAUGAUGAUCCGGCUGUACUCGCACAUGGAGAUCAGCGCGGCCGAGCAGGUCAUGAUCGAGCAGCUCAGCUCGCACGGCGUGAUGCCGCAGGACCUGACCCCCGUGCUGAUGGCUAACGCCCGCGUGCGGAACCCCAUGGCUGCUUCUGCGACGGGCGCCGCGGAGAAAGACGCGCGGUCGUCCGUCUCCAGCCGGUCCACGCCCUCCCGCCCGACGUCCCGCCCAGCCUCGAUCGCGAGUCCAAGUCCGGGGAUAGAACACGCGGCCGAGCCGCCCCCAGCGUACGUAGCUGACGACGACACGGAGCUGACGGCCCCCGUACGGACACCGUCACAGCUACCGACGACGCAGAAGAUCGACAUCGACAUCCGCUGGACCGUGCUGUGCGACCUGUUCCUGGUCCUCAUCGCCGACUCCAUCUACGACUCGCGAUCGCGACAGCUGCUCGAGAGAGUCGCCCGCGACCUCGACAUCACCUGGCUCGACAUCUGCCGCUUCGAGAAGAAGGUCACCGACGCCCUGGAGAUGCAGGCCAACUCUGAGACGGAGAACUGGAACGAGGACGAACACAUGGAGAACCGCCGCAAGCUGGCACUCCGCCGGCGCUACGUCAUGAUGGGCCUGGCCACCGUCGGCGGGGGGCUUGUCAUCGGUCUGUCGGCGGGCUUGCUCGCGCCGGUCAUCGGCAUGGGUCUAGCGGCCGGGUUCACGACGAUUGGGAUCGGAGGCACGGGCGGGUUCCUUGCGGGGGCGGGUGGCGCCGCGAUCAUCACGUCGAGUGCGGCUGCGUCGGGCGGAAUCAUUGGCGUGCGAGCGGCUAACCGGCGGACGGGGGCUGUGAAGACGUUUGAGUACCGGCCGCUGCACAACAAUAAGCGGGUGAAUCUGAUUGUGACGGUGUCGGGGUGGAUGACGGGCAAGGUGGACGACGUGCGGCUGCCGUAUAGCACGGUAGACCCCGUUAUGGGAGAUAUUUACUCGGUGUUGUGGGAGCCGGAAAUGUUGACGAGCAUGGGUGACACUAUUAAUAUUCUCGCGACCGAGGCCCUCACGCAAGGUCUCCAGCAGGUCCUGGGCAGCACCAUCUUGAUCAGUCUGAUGGCUGCCCUUCAGGUUCCCGUCGUCCUAACCAAGCUCUCCUACCUCAUCGACAACCCCUGGGCUGUCUCGCUCGACCGUGCCACCAUGGCUGGCCUGAUCCUGGCCGACUCGCUCAUCGACCGCAACUUGGGUACACGCCCCGUCACACUCGUCGGCUACUCCCUCGGCAGCCGCGUCAUCUUCUCGUGUCUGCAGGAGCUGGCCAAGAAGGGCGCCUACGGCCUGGUGCAGAACGUGUACCUGUUCGGCAGCCCCGUCGUCGUUAAGACAGACGAGUACCUGCGGGCCCGCGCCGUCGUAUCUGGCCGCUUCGUGAACGGGUACAACCGCAACGACUGGAUUCUCGGGUACUUGUUCCGCCUGACCAACGGCGGGAUCCGGCGUGUGGCAGGGCUAGCCGCGAUAGAGGACGUGCCCGGGCUGGAAAACAUGGACGUGUCCGAGUUUGUGGUCGGCCACAUGGACUACCGCACGGCCAUGCCGCGUUUGCUGCGCGAGUGUGGCUGGAUGGUAGAGCACGACGAGUUCACGGAGAUUGAAGAUCCGGAUCCGGAUAACUAUCAGGAACGACAGCGCGAGCUGAUCACCGAGAUUGAGGAGGCGCGCCGGGAGCUGGAGAAGGAAGAGAAGGCGGCGGCGGCCAAGGGGACUACCGGUAAAGGCGGCGCGUUUGGCGGUUUCUUCAAGCGGAAGAAGGCACCGCAGAAGCAAGAGUGGGAACUCUACGAGGAGGCCAAGGCCGGUAACAAGGCCGCUGCUGCCGGAACGGCCGCUGGCGGUAAUGCUAGCGGCAGCGGGAAAACGGAGGAUAGAGAAGGGAAUAAUCACGGCGUCCUCUUCGACGUCGAUGCGAUCCGCGCCGAGAUCGCCAAGGAAACCGUAAACCAGCAACAAGCCGACGAAGAACUCCUCCAAGUCCGCGAAAUAAAAAGUACCCUCCCACCUAUCAAACUCGCUCUCGACAACAACAACAACACCCUCUCCCCACCAGGGAAAACCCUCCGCGAAACCAGGAGCGCAGAAAUCAUCGCCCAGGAUUAUCAACCACCACCCCCUACCGCCGGCAGCGGUAGUGGCUAUGAACCAACCCGUCGUUCUCACGAGCCAUCUCUUUCGCUCUCGCGAGACCGCAACCCGACCUUCCCGCUAACCGGCAAAUCCGAUGCGGGGGGCAGGAGUAGAAGCAGUAGUGGGUAUCAUACGUUUGGCUAUGGUGCCGAUUACCAAGGGAAUGGGUACGGGCAUGGGCAUCAUGGUGAUGAUGACGGCGUGCAGAUGACUUUUGAGACGGGGUUUGACGACGAUGACCAUCAUCCUACGCCAUCAAGUAAUACUGCUGCGGCUACUAAGGUUGAAGACACACCUGAGAGUGGAAAUGGCCAGGCGAGACCGGGGAUACGCUCGUCUCAGACAGUGCCGAAUAUCACGCUGGCGGAUCCGUGGGCGGACGAGGAAGAGGAGUUUGGAAGGGAGAAGGAGAUUAAGAUGACAUUUGCUUGA